Microdochium trichocladiopsis is the source of this 2353-nucleotide messenger RNA. RefSeq lists its product as uncharacterized. The transcript has a single exon. Gene Ontology annotation, molecular function: GTPase activity; GTP binding. Gene Ontology annotation, cellular component: mitochondrion. NCBI's taxonomy places the organism in Eukaryota, Fungi, Ascomycota, Sordariomycetes, Xylariales, Microdochiaceae. Bases 335 to 2170 code for a protein of 611 amino acids. The record is from RefSeq and is a predicted model, not a curated record.
CUCCCGACUCUGCGUGCACAAAGAUUGUGCCAAUUGCAUCGGCGAGGGCAUCCACAAUGCCAAUGUAGAUGCUUGUGCAACUCCAUGUUGACUUGUAUUUAGCGCCAUGCCAUUUGCUAUUGUGGCCGUGGAUGCUACUUCGUCCCGGACUCCACCUUGGGCAUGCCUAUCGAAAGCUAGGUAGGUGGUGGGGCCCAGGGUUCAUCUUAUCGUUUCUUAUCUGCCGUGAGAAAGUCUGGGGCUCGGAUGUCUUGCUUGGCACGCAGCAUGAGAAAUCGCCCGACAUUCUCGACUACUCCGACAGCAUUGGUCUUUGCGCUCAAACGAGCCGACAAUGUCUCCGCGAUGUGCCCAUAGUGCAGCACCCUUUCUGUCCUUUCUUUACCCCUUGCUUUUCCGCCCGCAGACAGCCCGAGCACUUUGUGUGUUCCCCAGGCGAGGCGCCACGUAUUCGACCUCGUCAUCGACUUUGCCCCUCAACUCGAGCACGGCAACCGAAACUUCGCCCACGAGCGGCACCGUCCCGAUAUCUCGGCUUAACCCAACGCCUGACGACUACGCAAUAACUUCCUUUGCCGACAAAGCUACCAUCACGAUAUACGCCGGUGGAGGUGGCCACGGCUGCAUCUCAUUCUUGCGAGAAGCUUUCCUUGCCGAGGGUCCGGCGAACGGCGGAGAUGGCGGCCAUGGCGGCAACGUGUACAUCCAGGCUGUCCACACCGAGACAUCCUUGAACAGAGCCUCGAAGCGGCGCAUCGUUCGCGCUGGGCGUGGCAAGUCAGGCCAGGGCGGUAACCGCGGUGGUGCCAGAGGCGAAGAUGUCAUCAUACAGGUCCCCGUGGGAACAGUGGUCCGCGAGCUUGAGCGGCGCGACCCUGUCGUCGAGGAGGCUGCGCAAUAUCGUGCCGCACGCGAAAAGGAAAGAGCAUACCAGAAGGUGGUUCGCGAAGCUGAAGUUGCGGCUGCGGCUGCUGCGGAGAGCCGAGGUGACGAGACGUACACACUCCACGAUCUGCCAGAAGCCCCCGAACACCCAAACCUGCACAAGUUUAUGUUGUAUCCAGGCAUUUCGCAUACAGAGCGCCGCGCCUUGAAGCUCCCACGGCUGCCCAGACGGGAGAGGCUCUACGCACAACCGGAUCCUCCCAUUCACCUCGACCUGUCAACCCCGUCACCAACUCCGAUCCUCCUGGCAGCUGGUGGGGUUGGCGGGCUUGGAAAUCCACACUUCGUCUCAAAGGAUCGCCCGAGACCGCUGUUUGCGACUCGUGGCGAGGCAGCUGUGACCAUGAGACUCGAGCUCGAACUGAAGCUGCUGGCUGAUGUCGGCUUUGUGGGUCUCCCCAACGCUGGCAAGAGCACACUCCUGCGUGCAUUGACGAACAGUCGGGCCCGAGUCGGCAAUUGGGCAUUCACGACACUUCAGCCAAACAUCGGCACCGUGGUGCUGGAUAACAAUAAGGGCAGGCCCGUCCCAGUACCCAAGCCCAGAUCCCCUUCACCUCACACCGUUAUCAACGACGCCACCUACGGCUCAUUAGUUGUCUCGCAGCCGGAGCAGAUUGGCGCCGGCCCAGAGCCAAGAACUCGAUUCACAAUUGCGGAUAUUCCCGGCCUUAUCGAAGGGGCGCACCUUGACCGUGGACUGGGCAUAGCGUUCUUGCGACAUGUCGAGCGUGCUGGCGUGCUCGCGUUUGUCAUUGAUCUGAGCGCUGGUGAUGCUGUCAAGGCGCUGAAGGCGCUGUGGCUUGAGGUCGGCUCAUAUGCCCGAAUGCGCAGUGAGGAAGAACUCGAGCGUGAGAUGGAGGAACGUAUCGACUGGGAGGGCGAUGGCUUCAGCAGCAGCCAAGGAAGCAGGGCCCACCACAGCCAUGGGGACGGUCGUAUGAUGGUUGCCGACUUCCCUGAAGCUCCUGAGGCCGAGUCUGGUCUGCAUAUUGCCAUGAAGCCCUGGUAUGUAAUUGCUACCAAGGGCGACCUCCCAGGCACACAGGAGAACUUUGCACAGCUCAAGGAGUAUUUGGCCAAAGUGACCGAUGGGCAGGAACCACAUCCCAGCGGCGUAGAGGAUGCAUGGACAGUCGACUGUGCUGCCAUUCCGGUCAGUGCUAUCCAUGGCCACGGUGUAGACCGCAUCGUUCAUUGGACCGUUGGGCUACUGGACGGUUAAGAGGAUGCAUGGGCCGUCACUUUGGAUAGAGCGAUGUAUUAUGAUGUAUGUUAGUGUAUGGAUAAGGGUCUUCAAAGUAGACCUGUGAUGGGCACAGAAAGGAGUUCGUUACUGAAUAGAAACAAGAUGAACAUGACAAAAAGAGGAGAGGCUUCAUGACAAGCUGACCUGGUCGUUGCGAGC